Megachile rotundata (alfalfa leafcutting bee) is the source of this 4205-nucleotide messenger RNA. It is a transcript of the gene Rat1, whose product is annotated as 5'-3' exoribonuclease 2 Rat1. Gene Ontology annotation, cellular component: nucleus. Gene Ontology annotation, molecular function: 5'-3' RNA exonuclease activity; RNA binding. The record is from RefSeq and is a predicted model, not a curated record. Gene Ontology annotation, biological process: nuclear-transcribed mRNA catabolic process. NCBI's taxonomy places the organism in Eukaryota, Metazoa, Arthropoda, Insecta, Hymenoptera, Megachilidae.
AAAUAUGAGUGAGGGGUGAAAACAGUUUGUGCUUGCUCGAUUUAUAAACAAAUUCUUAAGAAUUAAUCCAAGGAAAACGUAUAUCGUGUACAAAGAUACCAUAUUUCGUAAGAAAAAAUGGGUGUACCUGCAUUCUUUCGGUGGUUGAGUCGGAAGUACCCUUCUGUGAUUGUUGAAUGCAUUGAGCAAAAGCCAAUAACUACAAAUGGUGUACGAGUACCUGUAAAUUCAGCCGAUCCAAAUCCAAAUGGAGUAGAAUUUGAUAACUUAUAUCUUGAUAUGAAUGGUAUUAUACAUCCUUGUACUCAUCCAGAAGAUAAACCAGCGCCAAAAAAUGAAGAUGAAAUGAUGGAAGCUAUUUUUGAGUGCAUUGACCGUUUAUUUCGUAUCGUAAGGCCAAGGAAAUUGCUUUACAUGGCAAUCGAUGGAGUUGCACCUAGAGCAAAAAUGAAUCAACAGAGAUCAAGAAGAUUUAGAGCAUCAAAAGAAACAAAUGAAAAGAUUAAUGAGAUCCAAAGAAUACGUUCCGAAUUAACUCUUAAAGGAGCUUCUUUACCACCAGAAAAACCUAAAGAAGAACAUUUUGAUAGCAACUGCAUUACACCAGGCACACCAUUUAUGGCGAGAUUGUCAAAGUGUUUACAUUACUAUAUACAUGACCGUUUAAAUAAUGACCCAGGCUGGAGGAAUAUAAAAGUAAUCUUAAGCGAUGCAAACGUACCGGGUGAAGGAGAGCAUAAAAUAAUGGACUUUAUACGUAGACAAAGAGCACAACCCGACCACGACCCCAACACGCAACACGUUUUAUGUGGAGCAGAUGCCGAUUUGAUUAUGUUGGGUCUCGCAACGCAUGAACCCAAUUUUACCAUUAUUCGAGAAGAAUUUAAACCAAAUAAACCUAAACCAUGUGAUAUAUGUGGUCAGCUAGGUCACGAAAUGCAAGAGUGUACAGGUUCAGAACCUAAUCAAAAAGAAGAAGACAAUGCUUUUGGAUCUGAAUGCCAAUUCAUAUUUGUUCGAUUAAAUGUACUCAGGGAAUAUUUAGAGAGAGAGUUGCAAAUGCCUAACCUACCAUUUAAGUACGAUUUUGAACGGGUCAUCGACGAUUGGGUAUUCAUGUGUUUCUUCGUAGGAAACGAUUUCCUUCCACAUCUCCCGUCACUAGAGAUUAGAGAAGGAGCAAUUGAUAGACUCGUUAAUCUCUACAAGAAAACAGUAUAUAAAACGGGAGGUUUCUUGACAGAUAGUGGAGAUGUGAAUCUAGAUAGAGUUCAACUUAUAAUGUCUGAACUUGGUGACGUUGAAGAUGAAAUUUUCAAGAAGAGGCAACAGAACGAAUUGGCUUUUAAACAACGCGAAAAAGACAAGAAGCGAAGGUUACUGGGUAUCGGUAAUAAUAAACCAAAAUGGAUUCCUACAGGACAGUUUGCACCUACGGCCUUAGGAGGACAAAUUAAGCCGGUAGAAAAUGCUCGUUACGAAGCUUACCAGAUGCGUGUUCUGGGUAGAAAUUAUCAUUCGUCAACUGAACAAAAAGGGAAUACAAAAGAAAUGUUAGAAAGCAUGAUUCGACCAGAGGAUUCAUCUAAUCAAGGAAAGAAGCGAAAAAUUGACGAAGUUGAAGAUAACUCAGACGACGAUCAAGCACACGAUGAAGUUAGGUUAUGGGAAGCUGGUUUCAAAGACCGUUAUUACGAAUCAAAGUUUGACGUGUCUCCUGAUAAUCUAGCAUUCAGGAAUAACGUAGCACUUCAAUAUGUUCGUGGUUUAUGUUGGGUUUUACGAUAUUACUAUCAAGGUUGCGCGUCAUGGAAAUGGUAUUUUCCAUAUCACUAUGCACCUUUCGCCAGCGAUUUUAUCAAUAUAGGUGGACUUUCUACGGAAUUUGAAAAAGGAACUGUACCGUUCCGUCCAUUAGAACAAUUGAUGGGCGUGUUUCCAGCAGCUAGUAGCAAACACGUACCUGCACCAUGGGCAAAAUUAAUGAGUGAUCCAAGAUCACCGAUUAUUGACUUUUAUCCUGAAGAUUUUAAGAUAGACUUAAAUGGUAAAAAAUUUGCAUGGCAAGGAGUAGCUCUGCUACCUUUUGUGGACGAGAAGAGAUUGUUCAAGGCUUUAGAGCCAUACUAUGACUGCUUGACAGAGGCAGAAAAGAAACGAAAUGUUAGAGGCGACGAUCGUUUAUACGUUGGACUCGGUAGUAGCGGUUAUAAUUUUAUAAAAGGACUGUACACGAAUCAUGUAGGGUACGAUGUAGAAACACCGAUAUGUAUAGAUGGUAUGCGAGGCACGGUAUUGUUGGCAGAAGACUGUGUUGGGGAUGGAGCUACCCUACCAUCGCCUAUUAAUGGACUACCGGUCAGAAAUAAUAAAGUAUAUUGUGUUCGAUUCAGAGAUCCUAAGUACGGCAGUAAUUUCAUAUUCCCCGCGAAAAGGUUGAAGGGUGUAAGGGAACCCCCAAAAAUUUUGAAACCCCAAGACUUCGAUCAAAUGAAUCGCAAUAGUGGAAAUACCUGGAAACCACAAAUUGGUUUCACACCGUCUACACAAUCUGUUUCACUGAGUGAUGCAGGACGAAGAAUACUCGGACAUUACACAAAUCAUAAUAGAGUACCACCACCGUAUGGACUCGUUUCGUUACCGCAGUCUACGUACCAAUCGUACCAAGAUGUUCAGAGUGUCACUGAAUUUGUCCAGGUUAUCAGAGCAGCGAAUAUCAGGGAGGAUACGAGAGUGCCGGUUCCAGUCAAACGGCGCCUGGCCCUUGGGCGAGGGGAUACGGUGUACCUCAUAAUUACCAGCGUUUUCCAGAAUAUCAGCAGAGGAAUAACUACAGUGGUCAACAGUACGGAAGGAACCAGUAUCAGAAUCAACAGUACAGCAGCUAUGGCUCGCAGCAGUACAAUCAACGGAAUUAUUCCUCUAAUUACCAAGGGAACAGCAGUGGAAGCGGCGGGAACAGAGGAGGAUGGCGACGGUAGACUGUAGAUGUUUCUGUGUUCACUUACGUUCGACUAAUGCCAUCACGAGACCUCGAUUAUCGGUCAAAUUUCACUUCGAUCUUUGUUAUCUGCAAUCAAAAAGAGCCAGGAAAUUGUCUGAUUGGGAUCAGAUAUUUUUAUUUUCAUUUACAUCGAUACCUAUUUGGUAUUAGGUAUUGAAUCCUCGACUGAUGUGCUGCUGCAACUUAGGCUUUCUUUCUAUUUAAAGAAAGUGUAGGAAAAAAUUGCAGCAUUUAAAUUAGGUACAUUCAUACAUCUAAAUAUUCUUGGGUUUUGCUUCCAUUUGGGUUCUUCCUACAUUUUCCUCGAAUCCCCCCUAAGUUCCCUCUGAGCUUUUUUAAAUUUCAAGACUUCCACUUUCUCAUUAACGAAGAGAGCCUACGUUGCAUCAACAAAAUUUCAGACUUAUCUUUCGGUAUUACAUGAUACAAGUUCAGGAAAUUUCAAGCAAAGUGCACAGAGUAAGUCAAUAAGAAACCUAAAGUGACGUUACAUAUUGGUUGUAUCAAAAUGCGUUUAAACAGAAGUGUAAAUUUUAGAGAAUUUAUUCGAUCGAUGCAAUUGACUCGCUCUGUACAUUCAAGAAGUUUCCUGAACCCCAGCUCAUCGGUUGAGGAACGAAGCAUACAAUCGUGCAAUAAUAAAUUGAUUUUCCUUUUGUUUUGCCGCGUUAGUGUGUUCUUAAAGCACUACGACAACGUUUGGACAAAGAUUUAUAACGGUGACACGUAACGCGACCAGUGAUGGCAAUUAUUAUCCGCGAGCUAGCGACGUAAGGAUAUAUCAAGUGUAAUUUUAUAUGAAUCGCAUUGUAAAAGAAAAAAAAAGGAUUUGUAUGAUAUUAAACGAUAUCGCGGAAGGUUGUUCCUCGGCUGCGACAGAACACACGCAAGAGAAGCAACGUUCGAGCGAGCACAAUCUGUUAAUGGGAAUUUAAUUGUAUAUUUCACGUGAACAAUCGUAAUCGGAGAGAUCAUGUUAUGCGUGUUAUCAUUAGGAUAAUUUAAGUUUCAGUAGAUUAUCGAGAUAUAACUCGUUCUUUUUCUUACGAAGAUUUAUUCUUCUAUUUUUUUUUUUAAUCGUAUAACUUGAUGAAGCGUAUUUUUCAUUCGGUGUUGGUACAACAAUUGAUCGGUAUUCUGAGUUACAAUGUCGUCGUGGAUGCUAUUCGCCAGUUGUAAUACAGAGUAUUCUUUUAAACAA